GGACAAUAUUUUUGCAAGAUGGCGCGUUUACUGACCGUAGUUUCGGUUUUAGUUGUGGUUGCUUGUGUUCUGGCUGCUCCAGGUAAAAGGAGCAGAGGCGUCGCCCACGCAUCAGACGGCAGUAUCGGAGUAGGUGCUGUAGACGGUGGUACCUUCGGUGACGGCAGCUUCAGCAUCGGCCACGGGGGUGGCGGCAGAGGUCGAGGCAGCGGCGGCCACGGAGGCAAUCAUGGUACCAACUCCUACGGGGGCGCGGGAGGAGAUAGGGGCAAUACUUACUAUGAUAAGUAGUACCGCCUAGUUGAUCUACUGCUAUCGAACUGUUUUUUGUAUGUAAUGCCGGGAAAAAGAAGAAGUCCAAAUUAGUUGAUCUGUAUAAAAUGAUGAAGGUAAAUGUCGAAUUUCAAUGUGAAUAAAAUUAGCGCUAAGCAAAUAAAACUAUGUUAAAUAAGUAGGUAAUAAUUAUAAUAAAUUAUUGUAUUCAAAAAUCUCAAA
This is a messenger RNA of Helicoverpa zea (corn earworm), 495 nucleotides long. RefSeq names its product glycine-rich cell wall structural protein 1.8-like. The transcript has 2 exons. The record is from RefSeq and is a predicted model, not a curated record. Bases 19 to 291 code for a protein of 90 amino acids. Lineage: Eukaryota; Metazoa; Arthropoda; Insecta; Lepidoptera; Noctuidae.